Porites lobata is the source of this 3176-nucleotide messenger RNA. The record is from the annotation of a GenBank genome assembly. NCBI's taxonomy places the organism in Eukaryota, Metazoa, Cnidaria, Anthozoa, Scleractinia, Poritidae.
AUGAACAGACCUGGUCACUGCUGGCGGUGCGAGGCAGUCUGCACUCAACGGUGCUCUCGAUGUGGAGUGGCGUAUUACUGCUCCAAGCAAUGUCAGAAACAAGACAAGUGGCGCCAUCAACCCAACUGCGAUGCAGGAGCGUUGAAAAUGCAGUGCUCUGGCUGCAGCGUUAAGCAGGAGGGAAUGUUGAAGUGUACCAACUGUUUGAAAUCCUACUAUUGCAACGCGGAAUGUCAGAGAAAGGACUGGCAGAGACACAAGACUUUCUGCCAGAAAGCUGUUGAGGAAACGUUGAGAUUAGUUGAAGAAAUUAAGUUUCAUCACCAGAUAAAAAGGGAUAACCCUGGCCUUCUCGCUACCUAUUACUGGGGUAAUGUGCCUGCUGUGGAUCUGCUCAAUUUGUCGAUGAAUGAAGGGGAACAGUAUUCGAACCCACUGGCUUUGUUGCUUUGCGGAGUUGGUGAUCCAAGGAAUGUUCUACUCACGAUUGCUUCGUUACCUAAUGUUUAUACACAACAAGUCAGCUUCCUUAUAAACGACAUCUGUCCUUGUACCCUGGCCAGAACCGUUCUGCUUCUAUACAUGUUAUAUAAAGGUAGUUUGGAUUGAUAGUUGUUUAUUUUUUUGGAUAUACAUAUUUAUAGUUACUUGUAUACUUGGUAUCUAGGUGCUUUGAGGCGUCCUUAAAUUUCUUUUUUUCGUCAUUGUAUUAAUACUAUCAAAACCAUUCUUGGUAGCGGUUUAACUUGUAAAACCCUUGUUUAUAUUGGGAACUAAUUGUGCAAUGCUUUCAAAAUGUGACAUCCUACGAAACUGAAGGGAGUUGUAGCUGCAUAUCGUUUGAGGAGAGAUUACGACUUCUCUUUCUAUGGACAAUUGUAAAAUCAAUGCUAUUUCAGAAAGGAUAUGUUAUCUUACUCUAACUUGUAAAUUAAUAUACAGUGUGUUGCCCAGUAUCCGGCCACUUUUAAAACUGUUUAAAACUGCUAUAACUUUCCUUCCUUAGUCGCAAGAGUUGUGAAAUUUGGCCCAGAGAAGAUCUAUUUAGUCUGUAAUAUCUGUUUAGUCCGUUGUGAAAUUAAUAAUUUUGCAGAGCCCCUAUGUUGCCCAGUAUCCGGCCAGCAGGCCCAGUAUCCGACCACAACAAAAACAACGUAAAUUUCGACAGGCAAUCGACAUACAGGCUCCCCUGGGUCUAGCAAAGUAGUCUGGCAUUCCAUUCCGAAAAUAUAAAUCGCCUUAAAUAAGGAACCUAGCAUCUGAAACAUAACGGGGUAUAAAAUGACUGCUUAUGGUGGGGAGAACUGUGCGAGCGGCCGAUCAAGUUUAGUCUGGGGCUGUGGAGAGAAAAUAUGCAGUUCAGAUUGAGUAGAAUUACAGUGUACAUUAUACAGAUUAUAUGUAUUUCCUAAGCUAUGUAGUCCGGACAAUGCACGCUGCCAAUUUAACGAUUUUGCGCAGCGAAGAUAAAACUGGCCGGAUACUGGGCACCUGAAGUCAAUACAAUAGUGGAUGUUUCUGGCCUCCUUUAUUCCACACAAGUUAAAUUUCAAGAGUAAAUAAUGAAUUUUCUGACAAAUUAACUAUUUAGGAGAAGGUAUCUUCACUUCAAAUAUUCAACAAAGUCUUUGAAAAUAUUACGAACCGUUAUUUGAACAGCGUUAGUUUUACUGCGCAGUAUACAGGGUAAAUAUUGGCCGAGAUAUUUUUACUCACCUGAACAGAACGGUGCCUUCUGCAACUGUUUCUCAAGCUGAAAGCCCGCCAAAAUUUACAUUCCAUAGAGAAAAUAUUUGGUUUGCAAUGGGAAUACUUGAGGUUUUGUUUUCCCAGUAGUGGCCGGAUACUGGUACCGGCCGGUAUCUGGGCAACAUACUGUAGUACUGGUAUAAACUAGAUUUUUGUUUCUCUUAAGCGCAUGCAUGCAGUCUUAAGCUAGAACUUACCAUAACUCUUGUGCACCAUUUGUAGGGGGAAAUGGCGUCCCUUCUGCAGUGGUCCGUAUUUGGUACUCUGUCCGCCUUUCUGAGAAAGAUUUCACCCUGCUAAUAUCAGCCCUUCAAGACCUCGUGGCCACAGCCGAACUGAGCACCAUCACCGAUGGCAAGAUGGAGGUUUCUACUGCCCAGCUUGGGCAGCUUAAGACUGUUUGGGCCACGUGGCUUCGUUUGUCAGAGCUCAAAGGACCUUGGGUAACAGAGCUGAGGAAAGCAGCCCACUCGUCAGAUUCAGGAAGAGAGGCUGGUAUAAGGCAUUACCUACACGCCAUCCCUAAAGCGCACAGAGCGUCUGCACAACACUUUUUUGACACGGGAAUCUUUCACACCACAACAAAAUCUAAGGAAUUAACCCAGCAAAAUCCAACCUUGACUGGUCGCGGAAGGCUCUCAAUAUUAGGCUCUGAAUUUCACUACAGCAUACCUGCAGACGUGUUUCCAUUCACGGGAUGGGAUUACAAAGCAAUGGAGAAAAUCUACAACUCUAAAUCACUACCACAUAUGUACACCAGUUACAUCUCAGAUAUCCUGCAGAAAUCCUGUGAAAAAAUGACCAGUGGACGGGUAAAGUUUCAUUUUAUUUUGUGCGACUUUCUCAAGAUCGACCCUUACCUACCUGCAGAUCUGAGCUAUGACCGCAUAACCACUUCCAACUUGUGGGAUUUCUAUCCCCUAGCAGAUAUGCUGACAAAAUUCAAGAGCUUUCUUAACAGUGCUAAUCCCCACUCGGUGAUGUUGACGGAAGCACAAAACUGGCCGCGAAACUAUAUGCCUGAAAUCAUUCACGUUAGGCCAUAUCAAGUCGGAAUAGAUAAACUAUGUGGGACAGCUUUGAAAGACACACAGAAUGCCGAACUUGUGAAUUCAUCGGGACUUACUACUGUUGUGGAAUAUCUUGACUUGACAGAAGACUUUCUUCGUUUUCUACGCUCAUCUCUUCUAGUCUCGUGUACAGAUAAGCAGUUAGUUUCCUUUAAAAGUAAGAUGAAGAUUCCAUCUUUGAAAUAUCUAGUUCAUUCGCUGGGGCUGCAACUCCGAGACUUUAUAAGAAACGAGAACACUGUUUCUCCUCCUAAAUGGGCACUGAAUUGUCGUCGAGUUGUCAUGUUGAGAGGCUACGAGAGAGCAUUGGAAUGGAAACUUAAUUCUGAUUCUGCUGCUGAGGCCACAGCUCAAUAA